Drechmeria coniospora is the source of this 2802-nucleotide messenger RNA. Its product is annotated as DUF1620-domain-containing protein. Gene Ontology annotation, biological process: protein folding in endoplasmic reticulum. Bases 1 to 2802 code for a protein of 933 amino acids. Gene Ontology annotation, molecular function: protein binding. The record is from RefSeq and is a predicted model, not a curated record. Gene Ontology annotation, cellular component: EMC complex. NCBI's taxonomy places the organism in Eukaryota, Fungi, Ascomycota, Sordariomycetes, Hypocreales, Ophiocordycipitaceae. The transcript has a single exon.
AUGAUGCUCCCCUUUCUGCUGCUGGGCCUCGCGCCUCUCGCAGCUGCCGUGUUUCAAGACGAGGUCGGCGACAUCGACUUUCACUACUCGCUUCUCGGCCUGCCGCAGCCGGAGACGAGCUUCUUCCACAAGCCACGCAGCGACGACAAGGCAAGCCUGCUCUACACCCUCAGCGACCUGGGCGUGCUUGGUGCCGUGAACCCCAGCACUGGCGACCUGGUAUGGAGGCAUCAGAUCGAGGCCGAUGGCACGGGCUACCUAAGGGCACCCUUUGGCGAAAAUUGGUUGGCGGCCGCUCGGGGAAACAAGGUCCAGGCUUGGAACGCCCUCUCCGGCCGCAACAUUUGGCAGGUCGAGUUUCAAGGUACCGUGAAGGAUCUGGAGAUCCUCGAGCUCUCCGAGACCUCGCGCAAGGACGUUCUUGCGCUGUUCGACGAGGACGGCAUCACUGUGCUGCGUCGCCUGCACGGAGGCCUUGGUACCGUCGUCUGGGAGUUCCGCGAAAAUAGCAAGGACACGCCCCUGCAGAUUUCCAACAACAUCGCCAACAUAUACGUCAUCAGCCUCCACGGCACGCCGGCCUCAUAUAAUCUCAAGGUCAUCUCGAUCAACACGGCCACAGGCUCGCGCGUGGACCACUGGACCGUUGGCACGCAAGGCGACAUCCACGCCGCCAAGGACGUCAAGUUUGUCGGUGCCAACUCGGCCGCUCCCAUCGUUGCCUGGGCCACCAGGCCGUCCAAGCUGAGCGUCAAUGUUAUUGGCACCAAGACCAAGCAGGAAUUCAACCUCCAUACCGACGCCGAGUCGAUCCAGGUCCACGCACCACAUCUGGCCCAGUCCCAGCCGCACUUCUUGGUCCAUGUCCAAACCAAAGCUGACGCGCAAGGCGAAAAGAGCAACAAAGGUCUCGUCUUCCAUACAGACCUCAAGACCGGGCAGAUAAAUCUUGCCUACGAGCUGCCUUCCUUCCUCGGAGAUGGCGCCUUUGCCACGAGCUCCGACGGCGCCAACGUCUAUUUCACCCAGGCGAGCGCCGACGAAUCGCUUGUUGUGUCGUCCGACUCGCACGCCAUUCUCGCCCGCUGGCCCGUGAAGAACACCAGCCCCGUUCAGGCUGUCAGCGAGGUCAUCAAGAAGCCGAACGGUGAGAUUGCCAUGCGCUCGGCGGUUGUCACUCGCUCCGACGACUGGACGCUGAUGCGCAACGGCGAGCGCGACUGGACACGCCACGAGGGUCUUUCCGGCGCCGUCGCAGCUGUAUGGGUCGAGAAGGGCGAGGGCGAGGACCUCGCCAAGGUUCUAGCCGAGGAAGCUCAUACGAACCCGAUCUCGGCGUACGUGCACCGCGUCAAGCGCCACCUCCGGGACCUGGAACGUCUCCCCGCCUACCUGGCGAGCAUUCCCAAGCAUCUGGUCGGAAACAUGGCCGGAGCCGACGAAGGCGUUGACACGUUUGGCUUCCAUCGCAUCGUCGUCGUCGUCACCCGUCGCGGCCGCUUCUACGGUCUCGACUCCGCCAGCGGCAAGAUUCUCUGGACGAAAAAAUGGUUCUCGAGCUUCGAUAGUAGAGGAAUACUGGCUGACGGGGAUACGGUGACUGCCUAUGGCGCGGGUGGUGAGCACGCCGUCUUCAACGCCAGCACCGGCGAGGCUCGCAGCGUCUCCAUCGGCCCCAGCGUGUUCGGCACCGCCGUUGUUGAGACAGACACUGGCAAGGUCCUGCUGCCGCAGCCUGGCCCCCCGACGGAGGAUCUCAUGGUCAUCCGCGAAGGGGAAACUAUCAAGGCUGUUCGACGAGGUCAAGACGUCUGGCAGCUGCGCCUGCUCCCUGGACAGAAGAUUGUUGACAUUGCCACGCCGUCGCCCAACCCCAUCGCCUCGAUUGGGCGCGUAUUGGGCGACCGCCGUGUCAUGUACAAGUACCUCAACGCCAACAGCAUCGUCCUCGCCAUCUCCAAGGCUACCGAACUGACCAUCCAGCUCGUCGAUUCGGUCUCUGGCCAGGUGCUCACGUCGCAGGUGUACAGUGGCGUCGACUCGUCCGUUUCAUGCACCGCGGCCGAGAACUGGUAUGCCUGCUCCUUCUUCGGUGACCGCCCCGACGGCGCCAAGGGCUACCAGCUUGUCGUAUCGGACCUGUACGAGUCUCCAGAGCCCAACAACCGGGGACCGUUGGGGGAUGCGGCCAAUUUUUCGUCUCUCAACCCUAUCGACAACCCAACCGGCGUUGCGCUUCCGUGGGUUGUCUCGCAGGCCUACAUCCUCUCGCAGCCGUUGACACGCCUAUCGGUCACGCAGACGCGUCAGGGAAUUACCACCCGGCUCCUCGUCGGCUACCUUCCCGAUGCCCACGGUAUCGUCGGCUUGUCCCGCCACGUCAUUGACCCGCGGAGGCCGGUCGGACGGGACCCUUCGGCGACCGAGAUGGAAGCCGAAGGGUUGAUGAGGUAUCACCCGGCCCUAGAGAUUGCUCCCCAGACGAUGCUCUCGCACGAGCGCGACCUCCUCGGCAUCGCUGGCAUCGAGGCAACGGCGACGCUUGUAGAGAGUACGAGCAUGCUGGUGGCCUACGGCGUCGACGUCUACGUCGUUCGCGUCGCUCCCAGCGGCGUCUUUGACAUUCUGGGAAAGAGCUUCGGCAAGGCAACACUGGUGGCCACCGUAAUGGCGCUGCUGGGCGGCGUCAUGUUCCUCACCCCGAUGGUACACUUUUCACCCGUUGCGUUCAUUGAUCACAAAGCUGACAACUUGCAGGUCCGGAGGAAGCAGAUCAACAUGCAGUGGGGAGCAUUUUUGUAA